UAUACUUUACCAUUUCUCUUGCCCUAGCGCAGCUUCUCUCUCUUGACACAGAAUCUAUAGUGACCCUACACAAUGGCGACAACAUGGCAAAGCUGUAAGGACACAUACACAAUCAGAGGCACCAACAAGAUCGUUAGAGCUGGAGACUGUGUUUCGCUACGCCCUACCGUAGCGAGCAAGCCAAUCAUGGCUCGCGUCGAGAAGAUCGAGCUUGAUAACUUGAACGGCAAGAGGGUUCAUGUGAGAUGGUACUAUCGACCGGAAGAAGCGAUCGGAGGUCGCAGAUCGUUUCAUGGAGAUAAGGAGCUGUUUUUGUCUGAUCACUAUGAUGUUCAUCGGGCUGACACCAUUGAAGGGAAGUAUUAUGUGUACUCUUUGAAGAAAUACACUAAGCUUGCGACUGUAGGUGCUGAAGAUUACUUUUGUAGGUUUCGCUACAAAGUUGCUACCGGGGUUUUUAAACCUCGUCGUGUCCCUGUGUUUUGUAAAUGUGAAAUGCCUUAUAACCCAGAUAGGUUUAUGGCGAACUGUGAGACAUGCAGUGAAAGGUUCCAUCCUGAAUGUGUGGGCAUACCUUUUGAAAAAGCCAUGAGAAUGCAGGAUUUAGGAUUUGUUUGUCCUGAAUGUUAUCCAUCUGAUUUGGAUCAUUAGGGACAUAUUAGAUGUGGAUAUUGGAGAUUGAUGUUGAAAAGUUGAUUUCUUGUUUAAAGGAAAAUAGAUGAACCCUUUGAGGAGUUAGUUGAGGUUGGCAAUGUGUUGAAGCUAGUCUAGAUACAUGUUAUACUAUGGAAGUUGUCUACCUGUUAUGUUGUAUUUUAUGAUAAUAAUGUCUAUUUGACAUGUGUGUUUCUUCAUUCUUGGUAUCAUGGUUUGAUGUAUUCCUUUUGUUUUCAAACAUGGUUUUAAUAAAAAAAGGAAUUUGUUAUCAUCUUUGAUGAACAA
This is a messenger RNA of Lathyrus oleraceus (garden pea), 942 nucleotides long. Its product is annotated as chromatin remodeling protein EBS. The transcript has 4 exons. NCBI's taxonomy places the organism in Eukaryota, Viridiplantae, Streptophyta, Magnoliopsida, Fabales, Fabaceae. The coding region runs from base 73 to 651 and encodes 192 amino acids. Gene Ontology annotation, molecular function: chromatin binding. The record is from RefSeq and is a predicted model, not a curated record.